Messenger RNA from Triticum aestivum (bread wheat), 882 nucleotides. RefSeq names its product protein FAR1-RELATED SEQUENCE 5. Gene Ontology annotation, biological process: regulation of DNA-templated transcription. The record is from RefSeq and is a predicted model, not a curated record. NCBI's taxonomy places the organism in Eukaryota, Viridiplantae, Streptophyta, Magnoliopsida, Poales, Poaceae. The transcript is spliced from 2 exons. Gene Ontology annotation, molecular function: zinc ion binding. Bases 173 to 742 code for a protein of 189 amino acids.
ACAAGGCAGUCAAGUAUUCACACAUGAAGUGUUUGGGAAAUUUCAGGAACAAGUUAUUGCAGCAAGAGAUCAUUGUUGUGUUCAAGGAAUUGCACAAGAUGGGGGAAUAAAAGUAGUGACCUUCAAAACGGGAGCCAGUAGGGUAAGGGAGGUCCGUUGUGACACGACAACCAUGAUAGCUAACUGUUCAUGCAAGUUAUUUGAGUCACAUGGAAUCCCAUGCCGCCAUAUUGUCCAAGUGAUGCGAAUUGAAAAUCAAAAGGAGCUUCCAACCUUCUAUAUUAUGGAAAGAUGGAAGAAACGGUGUAGAAGUGAGAGUGUUUACGAUGAGCAAGCGAACCUUCUAGAAGAAAAUCCCACCGAUUCCUUGGAUGCAGCCGCAAGGAAGAAGAUUUCAACAGUACGCAACAAGUUGGAAGAUCUAAUUCAAAGAGCCAAGCAAUCAGAUGAAGGCAUGGACUUUUUAGUAUCAAGUGUUCUGAGCAUUGAGGAGCCUCUGAACCAAAUGGUUCCCAAUGCAGUCAAGCACACUAGGCAAGAGGAAUAUGAGGCGUUUAUCGGUUGCAACAUUCCUACUCAAGUUGACAUACACCCGCCAAAUGAUGGCCAUUCGAUAGGGAGAUGUAAAAGAAUAAAAAGAGCAAAGGAAAUGAAUGGGGAAGAACAAAAGGAGAAGAAAAAAGAAGCCAAGGCCAAGGUCGCACGCUUGUGCAAGACGUGCAACCAAAUAAGGGUUUCAUGACAGUCGCAAUUGUCCUAGCAAAAAAGGUCAUGGAAAAGAAGCCAUGAAUGUGCAACAAAUGCUUCCAGAUGGUGCAUGAUGAUAGCUACAAGUCUUCGAAAAAUAGAUGAUGUUUAAUCCCAUUUAUUCAGUUUAUUGAA